AUGAGCGAUGGAGGACUGACUAUGAGACAAAUGCAACAUUUACUAGGGUUCACAUGGACUCCCAGCCCAACCAGCUACGAAGAUGCGUUCAAGGUAAUGAAGACCGCGCUCAAACAGGGAGCUAACUUCUGGAACGGCGGAGAGCAUUAUGGUCCCCCCGAUGCAAACUCCCUGCAGCUCCUGAAGGCGUACUUCACCAAAUAUCCCGAGGACGCAGAGAAGGUCGUGCUAAGCAUCAAGGGAGGGAUGGGGAAAGAUCAUGCAUUCGACGGAACAGAAAAGGGGGUACGCCCCAGCGUCGAGAACUGCGUGCGGCUGCUCGGCGGUAGCAAGAAGAUUGAUAUCUUCGAAUGUGCCCGGGUAGAUAAGAAUACGCCCAUCGAAGAGACCAUGGCCGCUCUUCUAAAGAUGCGCAACGAAGGCCUGAUCGGGGGUAUUGGCCUGUCUGAAGUCCGGGCAGAGACGAUCCGGCGCGCUGCGAAAGUCGCCCCUAUUGCCGCCGUGGAAAUCGAGCUCAGCCUCUGGAGCACUGAUCCGACCAGAAAUGGAAUCCUUGAUGCAUGCAGAGAACUGAAGAUCCCCGUAGUCGCAUACUCGCCGCUUGGCCGUGGAUUUUUGACUGGCAAGUUCCAGUCGCCGGACGAUAUCCCGGAGGGAGACAGAAGGAGAACGUUCCCUCGGUUCCAAGAAGGAAUGUUUGAUGCCAACAUGAAGCUCGUCAGAGCGCUAGAAGGCAUCGCGAACAAGAAGGGCGUCACCCUGCCGCAAAUUGCAAUCUCAUGGGUGUUGGCGUUAGAAAAGCAGUUCGAUGUCACCAUCAUUCCUAUCCCGGGGUCUACCAAGCGGGACAGGGUGCUUGAGAACACGACGGUUGUGUCCCUGGCCGAUGCAGAAUUGGCAGAAGUUGAUGUCAUCCUUUCCCAAAACCCGGUAGAGGGCGAACGGUAUGCAGAGAAUGUUAUGCGUCUCAGCGAUGGAUAG
Molecule: messenger RNA, 981 nt
Organism: Arthroderma uncinatum
Lineage: Eukaryota; Fungi; Ascomycota; Eurotiomycetes; Onygenales; Arthrodermataceae
Product: pyridoxal reductase
Exons: 1
Coding region: 1-981 (326 amino acids)
Cellular component (GO): cytoplasm
Source: RefSeq, a predicted model, not a curated record